AUGAUGGCUCGACAAGUGCCGGAAGCUGAAGAGAAUUUAGGGCACAAAAUCCAAUACGAUCCAAUUUUUGAUGGGCCCCUGAAACGUCGAUCAUGCACUGACGUCAUUUGCCUACUAUUUUUUCUCGUUUUCAUAGUAGGAUGGGCGGCAAUAGGUUUUUGGGCUGUAAAAGAAGGCGACCCUUCAACUUUACUAACUCCAAGUGAUUCUUCAGGGCUGAGAUGCGGUCUCGAUCCUUUAGUCGAACAUAAGCCUUUUUUGUUCUUUUUCGAUCUUACCAAGUGUAUUGACCCUUCAGUGCCGUUUUUAGGAUGUCCCACUACACAGGUUUGCGUUGAAACUUGUCCCAGUACAACCUUUUACACUGGCCAAAACGAAACUGCCGCAAUCCCUUACUGUACCUACAAGCAAAGGGCCACAAACCAAUACAACUCAACCUAUUGUCCGACAUGGUUUUUACCAAGUGAACAAUUCUUCAAAAGGUGCAUUUACAAUGUGGCCGAUAGAAAACGCCUCAAAAUAGCCUCAAUAAUUGAGGGCGACGAAAUAAGCCGUCUCAAAGAGUACCUGGACCCGGUACAUUUGUUUGUGCACAACGCACUCAGUCUUUUUAGAGUUAAGAACGAUUCAAACCUACACAAGGUUGCAGAUCAAGUAAUCGCCGACAUUAUGAGCUCUUGGUGGAAAAUUCUCCUAGGAGUAGGCCUUGCACUUGUUGCCUGUAUCAUUUAUAUCUUGAUGCUCAGGUGGGUUGCUGGUUUCAUGGUUUGGCUAUCUAUUGGUGGAGUUUUAGCUGCUUUGUCUGCAGCUUCCUAUUUCUCUUACGUCGCCUGGCAAAAAUGGAAAAAAGACUACGAAACAAACGGUGAUGUUAACCGCCUCAAAACUAAACGAGACUUAUUUUUGGGGAUUUUCAUAAUUGUAGUAGCCUUUUUGGCCAUUAUUCUAUUGAUAUUGAUUUUCUUGAGGAAGAGAAUAGUUUUGGCCAUUGCUUUGAUCAAAGAAGGAAGCAAGGCUGUAGGAUCAGUAACAUCUGUACUUUUCUUUCCUAUAGUACCUUGGCUGAUGCAAAUUGCUGUUGUAGCCUACGCAAUUUGUGUAGGAGUUUUUCUAGCAACCACCGGAGAACCCCUUUACCAAUACAGACAAAUAAAUCCAGAAUGUAGAGCUGCUACAGGAUGGACUGUUGAAACAGCUUGUAAUCCAAACAAUUUCACCAUCACAGAUCCUACAUGUGUAAAUGCCACUUGUAAAUUUGCCAAAAUAGCUAACGAAGCUUAUUAUCCAUAUUUGCAAGCCAUCAAUGUCUUCGGCUUCUUUUGGCUGGCCUUUUUUGUGUCGGCUCUGGGCCAAAUGGUACUGGCCCAAGUGUUUGCCCAAUGGUACUGGACCAUGAAAAAACGUCACUUGCCAUUUUUUGCUUUGACUUCUGCCUUUUACAGAACCAUCAGAUAUCAUUUAGGCACCUUGGCGUUUGGUUCGUUGAUAAUAGCCAUUUGCCGAAUGAUAAGGCUCUGUUUGGAAUAUCUGGAUCGCAAGCUGAAAAAAUACGAUAAUGAAAUCACUAAAGCAAUAAUGUGCUGCCUGAAAUGCUUUUUCUGGUGCCUGGAAAACUUUCUCAAGUUUAUCAAUAAAAAUGCUUACAUUAUGUGUGCAAUACAUGGCAAAAACUUUUGCGGCAGUGCCAAAGAUGCUUUCAUGUUGCUAAUGAGGAAUAUUGUUAGGGUUUUUGUCCUGGAUAAGGUUACAGAUUUUCUAUUCUUUUUGAGUAAACUACUGGUGACUGUAGGCAUAGGGGCUGUUGCCUAUUUGUUCUUCGCCACCAAUAUGAUCAGUUUCAUGGAUAAUUCACAAUUGAACUACGGCGAAGUUCCAGUAAUAAUUAUAAUGAUUGUUACGUAUUUGAUUGCCAGUUUGUUCUUCAGCGUCUAUAGUAUGGCUGUAGAUACACUUUUCUUGUGCUUUUUGGAAGAUUCUGAGAGGAAUAAUGGCAAGGACAAGCCGUAUUAUAUGUCGAGGAAUCUUAUGAAGAUAUUUGGGAAAAGGAAUAAACAGCAUGAGGGUCCUAAGAUAGAAUAG
Messenger RNA from Ceutorhynchus assimilis (cabbage seed weevil), 2079 nucleotides. NCBI's taxonomy places the organism in Eukaryota, Metazoa, Arthropoda, Insecta, Coleoptera, Curculionidae. The record is from the annotation of a GenBank genome assembly.